AUGGGAUACACCACGGGUAAAAUCAAAGGGACCGACACUAACGCGUGGUACAAUAACCAUUAUUUACUCAGUACUUGCAUCAAUUUUAACAGUGAACACAAACGGAGCAAACAUGGAGUGGACGAUAUAUACGACUCAGAAGUGAGGAGGUUGAAGAAAAAGAAAUGGAAACCAGAGAUUUGCCGACAAAGAGAAGGCCAGAUAAAGGCGAAAUCGCAAAAUUCAUUAGCAGUAAAAUUGUUCAAAGAGAAUGCAAACAGUAUGCAAGAAACGGUAAAUCAACAAGUAACGUCUGCAAGUGUGGUCGUGAGGUUCAAUGGCAUACGGAUAAAAGCCUGGAAUGCAACCCUGAUACAGAUCAUGACGAUUGGAAACCAAAAACACACACUAAGACUAUGAACUGUGAUUCAUUCGGGGAGAUCUUCUUUAGAGGUGUCGGUCAUGGCACACGGAACUCUCCAGUAAGUUUCUU
This is a messenger RNA of Gigantopelta aegis, 472 nucleotides long. RefSeq lists its product as uncharacterized. The transcript has 4 exons. Bases 1 to 399 code for a protein of 132 amino acids. The record is from RefSeq and is a predicted model, not a curated record. Lineage: Eukaryota; Metazoa; Mollusca; Gastropoda; Neomphalida; Peltospiridae.